Striga asiatica is the source of this 798-nucleotide messenger RNA. NCBI's taxonomy places the organism in Eukaryota, Viridiplantae, Streptophyta, Magnoliopsida, Lamiales, Orobanchaceae. The record is from the annotation of a GenBank genome assembly.
AUGAAAACGAGGAGGACGUCGGAGGAGAGGGCGCUCUUCAGUAGGUGGUGCACCACGAAUGCUCCGCUGGUCUCCACGCAGUCCUCUAUCAAGAUCAUCCGCCCGCCUUUGCCGUCGAGGGCCUCGUCGAGAAGGUUGGAUGGCGGGGCAAUCGCCAUUAUUAGUAGCUCAAUUCCAAUUUGCGACUCGAUUUGGCUUUUGAAUUUGGAGACGAGGCUCGGAGCCCGACAAAGGCAAGACUUCGUGAAGGUCCUUCACGUCCUCAGACGACUGGUCAAACGUCGACAGCCUGGCAGGGAGACUCUCCACCCGGCGAAUCACACUCAUCUCACCUGUGAUAGAGUGGUGCUGGAACACGCGGUGGCCAGAUUGGUGACCCACUGCGGCAGGAGCUCCAUCUUGGAGGUUGUUAUGUGCGGGAUGCCGAUGAUCGGGUGGCCUACCUACGCGGAGCAGAAAAUGAACAGGGUGUUCAUGGUAGAGAAGAUGGGGGUAGCGCUGCCGCUGGAUGACGGGGACGACGAGUUUCGUGGUGGCGGCGGAGCAGAAGAAAUUUGCAAUUUUACCGAGGAGAAGGCUGAGUCGACUGGUACUGCAAGGUGGCUUCCAGCAUGGACUCGGCCAUUAAUGCCCUCUUUUCCAUCUCGGCCACAGCUGCACUUGCUUCUUCAUACUUUUCCUGAAUUUCUUUUUGCUAAAGCAAUGAGAGAGAGAGAGAGAGAGAGACUUGAAGCAUUUGAGCAGCAUAUCUCUGGGAAGCAGCAUCUUGCUCAGCAAAUAUCCGAGCAUCCUCUGUAA